AUGGUUGCGGUCCCAACCGCCGUGAUAGCGGUGCCCGACGUUACUCGUUUCUUCAAUGACAGCGCGCACUUCUUCAGAGACAAAAACCUCGUCAAAUGCGUCCAAUUAGCUUCUCCAGAAACUCUUAACAUUAUUCUGUGUCUUCUAUUUCUGACCUCUCUUACAAUAUCUCUGAGACUCGCCCAUAGCUACUACUCUUCUUCAGUCAGGUCGUUUCCUGGUCCAUUCUCCACCAACUUUACCGAUGUCUGGCGUUAUAUUAAAACUGCUGGUGGUCAGGCUCAUCUAGUCCAUGCGGAGCUUCAUCGAAAGUAUGGCGUUGUUGUCAGGAUUGGACCGAAUACGUUGAGCAUCUCGGACCCAUCCCUAAUCAAGAUUAUUUAUAAUACUAAGGAUCCGUGGAAAAAAAGUCGCAUGUACACCCUGCAACAAUCCGUUCUACCAGAUGGAACCCCCCAGCCAAAUUUAUUCUCGACGUUAGAUGAAAAAUGGCACGCGAAGAUUUUGAAGCCAAUUGGUCCCUCCCUCUCAUCGACUAAGAGCGUGCUGAGCACUGAGAAGUUUCUUGACAGCUCCAUCAACUUGUUGAUUAGCGUCUUAAGAGAGAAGUUUGUCAGCACAGCCCUACCUUGUGAUAUCGCGGAUAUCUUCAUACGAUUCUCGUGGGAUGCUAUGGGUUACACUACUUUCGGUUCCUCUCUCGGGUUUCUCGAUGGGUCUCUUCAAAAUUCUGAGAAGCUCCUGAGAGACUCAGAUAGGGACUUUGAGUAUUUUGCUAGGCAGACCUGUCAAAUGCCUUGGCUUCAUUACUACCUAAAGACAAGCUGGAUUGCACGACGAUUCAAUGCGCCACAACUCCAAUGGGCGGUCAACUUGAGUUUUGAACAUUACAGCAAGCGGAAAGAGAUGCGCAAGCUAUUAGAUACAAAUAAAUCAGUAUCUGGAGGAGAACAAGACUUUCUCGACAGAUACCUCGAAGCACAGCAAAAGUAUCCCGAGCUCAUCGACGAUUAUCAGAUGAUUAGCUAUCUCUUGACGAACACAGUAGCUGGGAGUCACCCAACUGCAUACACUUUGAUUGCCCUCGUGUACUAUGUCCUCAAAACCGAGGGUGUGCUUGCCAGGAUCCGCUCCGAACUCAAAUCCGCAAGACUGUAUGGUGUUGAAGGACCGGCCAGCUACAAAAAAGCCAAGACUCUUCCUUAUCUUGAAGCUGUUAUCCGUGAAUCUAUUCGUAUCCACCCUGGCUUCGCUCUCGUGUUGGAACGCGAGGUACCGGAGGAAGGUCUUCAACUCCCUGAUGGUCGAAUUGUGGCUCCCGGAACCAUUGUUGGCAUGGAUCCAUGGGUGAUCAAUCGUGACGAAGACAUUUUUGGUCCUGAAACUGGCUCCUUCAACCCUGAGCGAUGGCUACAAUAUCGCCACGAAUCCAUUGACCAAUUCAACUCUAGGCGUCAGAAGAUGUUCAACACUCUACUCUCGUUUGGUAGUGGAGGACGUGCAUGCUUGGGUCAGAGACUGGGACUUGUGGAGUUGUACAAGACUGCAGCAAGCUUUUUUGCAAACUUUGAUGUCCAACUCGUGGAUUCUAAGCAAAAAAUGAAAAUCACUUGUGCUUGGGUCAUGCGUACAGAAGACGUGCAUUUGUACUUACGCAGCACCAGUGACACAGCCGAGAAACCCCUUACCUCCAUAUGA
Molecule: messenger RNA, 1698 nt
Organism: Talaromyces amestolkiae
Lineage: Eukaryota; Fungi; Ascomycota; Eurotiomycetes; Eurotiales; Trichocomaceae
Exons: 5
Coding region: 1-1698 (565 amino acids)
Molecular function (GO): iron ion binding; monooxygenase activity; heme binding
Source: RefSeq, a predicted model, not a curated record